CCUAGUUCAAUGCCAUACUACCAAGCAUGUUAGCUGCACAGAAAACUAUCGAACUUUGUAGAAUAAUGGUGAAAUUUCCUAAAAGAGAUAUCAAAAUGCGCAUCUAUCAAUCACCUUCAAUUUGCAUUUAAAAACAACAACUCAAGUCCCUCCAGCCGCCAUCGUUUCAUCUUUCAUCCUUCCUUAGACUUGUUUUCAAAGAAAUGUCUGUCGUCGGUGUCGACUUCGGUACGCUUCACAGCAAGAUCGGUGUAGCAAGAAAUCGCGGUAUCGAUAUCAUUGUAAACGAGGUUUCCAAUCGUGCAACACCAUCUCUCGUCGCAUUUGGCCCAAAACAACGUUCUAUCGGUGAAUCCGCAAAAACUCAAGAGACCUCAAAUUUCAAGAACACAAUCGGAGCUCUCAAGCGUCUCAUCGGUAGAACACUCCAGGAUCCAGAUGUCGCAGUAGAGAAGAAAUUCCUCAAUGCAAACCUCGUCGAUGUCGGAGGAACAGUCGGCGUAGAGGUAACAUAUCGCGGCGAAAAGCAGACUUUCUCUGCUACACAGCUUGUCGCAAUGUAUUUCGGCAAGCUGCGCGAUAUCACAGCAAACGAGCUCAAGACCGUAGUCUCUGAUCUCGUCAUUGCCGUCCCAGGAUGGUUCACCGAUAUUCAGCGCAGAGCUAUGAUCGACGCUGCACAAAUUAGCGGUCUCAACCCACUUCGUCUCAUCAACGACACAACUGCAGUCGCACUCGGUUACGGUAUCACAAAACUUGAUCUCCCCGAACCAGAAAACCCACGACACGUCAUGUUCGUCGACGUUGGCCAUUCCACCAUGUCCGUCUCAGUCGUCGCAUUUUCCAAAGGUCAAUUAGCCGUCAAAGCAGCCGCAUACGAUCGCCACCUAGGUGGUCGUGAUAUCGACUACGCUCUCAUCCAGUACUUUGCCGCUCAAUUCAACGCCAAAUACCACAUCGACGUCCUUUCCAACCCCAAAGCAACCUUCCGUCUCCUCACCGGCUGCGAGAAACUGAAAAAGGUCCUCUCAGCUAACAACGAGGCCCCCCUGAACGUCGAAUCACUCAUGAACGACAUUGACGCCUCGUCCAAGCUCAACCGUGAAACAUACGAAGAGCUCAUCUCCGGCGUCCUCGACCGCAUCGCCGCACCCCUCCAACAAGCCCUCGUCGAAUCAGGCAUCAGCAUCGACGAUAUCGACACCGUCGAGCUCGUCGGUGGCACCACCCGUAUCCCUGCCGUCCGCGCCCGCAUCCAAGCAGCCCUCGGAGGCAAAGUCCUCUCCACCACCCUCAACCAAGACGAAGCCAUCGCCCGCGGCGCCACCUUCGCCGCCGCCUUCCAAUCCCCCACCUUCCGCGUGCGCGAGUUCCACGUGCACGACAUCAACCAGUACCCGAUCAAAGUGUGCUGGGAACGCGCUGCCUCCGACCCAGACGACGACACCGAGCUUGUCGUUUUCCCCCGUGGAAACGGUAUCCCGUCUACUAAGAUCCUUACGUUCUACCGCAAGGAGCCGUUUGAGAUCGAUGCAGAGUAUGUAGAGCCUGCGGGUCUGCCUGGAGGUAUUAACCCGUGGAUUGCACGGUUCACGGCGAAUGCUGUCCCGCCUUCGCCGAACGGCGAUCUUACGUGUGUAAAGUUGAAGACGCGGUUGAAUUUGCAUGGGAUCAUGUCUUUCGAGUCUGCGUACACGGAAGAGAUUGAGGAGCGCGAGGAGGCGAUGGAGGUGGAUGGUGGUGAGGCGCCGAAGAAGAAGCGGAUUGUGAAGAAGAAUGAGAUUCCGUUCUCUACUCGCACUUCGUCGCUUGACCCGAGUGUCGUUGAGAAGCUGAAAGAGCAGGAGGCGGAGAUGCAUGCUGCUGAUAAGCUUGUCAUGGACACCGAGGACCGCAAGAACGCGCUCGAGGAGUAUGUUUACGACAUGCGCGCCAAGCUCGACGAGCGCUACUCGUCUUAUGUGCAAGCUGCUGAAAAAGAGAAGCUCAACGCGAUGUUCCAAGAAGCUGAAGACUGGCUAUACUCCGAUGAAGGCGAAGACGCCACCAAAUCCGCCUACGUCGCCAAACUCGACGCCCUCAAAGCCGUCGGCGACGCCAUCGUCGCGCGCUACCGCGAAGCCGAAGAGCGACCCAAAGCCAUGGCCCAACUCCGCGCAACGCUCAACGACUACAUCUCCCAAGCGACCUCCGCCGAUGACAAAUUCGCACACAUCAGCGAGAGCGAAAAGCAAAAAGUUGUCGAGAAAUGCGCGACGGUGCAGAAGUGGCUUGAUGACCAGAAUGCACGGCAGGCUGAGAGGCCGAAGAAUGUGGAUCCUGUGCUGACGAGUGCGGAGAUUUUGAAGAAGAGGGAGGAGGUGAUUUAUUUCGCGGUUCCGAUUUUGACGAAGGCGAAGCCUAAGCCUGUUAAGGUGGAGGCUACGCCUGGGGGCACGCCUAAUGGCCCUGGGACGCAGACGCCACAGAGUGGGACGCAGACCCCUGAUACGGGGGCGCAGGGGCCGCCGAAGGGGGAGGAGGAGGUUCCUGGGCCACCCGAGAUGGAUGUUGAUUAGAAUGUUUGUGCCAUUGUUUCGAGUCUGCGUUUCGUAAAAUUAGCCGUAAUGUAGGGGUUAGUUUCUGAUUAGACCUUGAUUCAUGCAUAUGAUGCGUAGAGCAUAUACAGUAGCGAAAUAUAGUGUACUACUAUCGUUCAAUGUCAAUUUUCUUGCUGUC
This is a messenger RNA of Suillus clintonianus, 2718 nucleotides long. Its product is annotated as heat shock protein 70 family. The transcript has 5 exons. Gene Ontology annotation, biological process: protein folding. Gene Ontology annotation, molecular function: ATP binding; ATP-dependent protein folding chaperone. NCBI's taxonomy places the organism in Eukaryota, Fungi, Basidiomycota, Agaricomycetes, Boletales, Suillaceae. Gene Ontology annotation, cellular component: cytosol; nucleus. The coding region runs from base 204 to 2558 and encodes 784 amino acids. The record is from RefSeq and is a predicted model, not a curated record.